This is a messenger RNA of Teleopsis dalmanni, 1377 nucleotides long. RefSeq names its product pre-mRNA-splicing factor 38B-like. The transcript has 6 exons. The coding region runs from base 210 to 1298 and encodes 362 amino acids. Lineage: Eukaryota; Metazoa; Arthropoda; Insecta; Diptera; Diopsidae. The record is from RefSeq and is a predicted model, not a curated record. Gene Ontology annotation, cellular component: precatalytic spliceosome.
UGUGAAUAGUUGAAAAAAAAUACGAUAUAAUAGAAAACGACAGCUAGCCUCGCCAUUUUUAGUAUGACAUGUUUGACGCGUUGUCUGCGAUUUGAUAUUACUUGAAAAAAUUUUAAUUUAUUUAAACAUUUGUGGGUGUUUGGAAUGGGUAUAAAUUAGAAAAAAUAAUAGACUGAAAAUUAAGGAAGAUUUAUAGUGAAUUUCGCAAAAUGGAUGAAGCGACUUCAACUAAAAAAGUUGGAAAGCAACAUAAUACGCUACCACUGUGGGGAAAUGAGGCCUCCAUGAAUUUAAAUCCACUUAUACUUGCAAAUAUACAAGGUUCUAGUUAUUUUAAAGUGCAUUUGUUUAAAUUGAAGACUUACCAUGAGGUUGUUGAUGAGAUUUAUUACCAAGUCAAACACAUGGAACCAUGGGAACGCGGCUCUCGAAAAACAUCCGGACAAACCGGCAUGUGUGGCGGAGUGCGUGGUGUAGGUGCUGGAGGGAUUGUAUCGACGGCGUACUGUUUACUUUACAAGCUGUAUACAUUGAGAUUAACACGCAAGCAAGUUAAUGGAUUAUUAAACCAUACAGAUUCGCCUUAUAUACGCGCACUAGGUUUUAUGUAUUUACGUUAUACACAACCACCGGCUGAUUUGUACGAUUGGUAUGAGGACUACCUACAAGAUGAAGAAGAAAUUGAUGUUAAAGCCGGUGGUGGGCAGAUGAUUACGAUUGGUCAAAUGGUUUAUCAGUUUCUAACCAAAAUUGAUUGGUUUUCUACACUAUUUCCGCGAAUUCCUGUGCCAAUACAAAAACAAAUUGAAAAAAAACUAGAACUGUAUUGUCGUACAAAUCAAAUAACUUUGCACCAGUUAAGUACAGGGCGUGGCGUGGCAGCAGCAUCGCAAGAUAAUAGCUAUAACGAUGAUAGCUAUAAUCGUCGCGGUGGUGCAGUUACUGGCAGAGAUAUGAAUAGUGAACGUGAUUAUCCACCUUUGACUAAUUAUCGCACAGAACAUGAUGAUCGAGAUCGUGGUAGAGGACGGGAGCGGGAAAGAGAUUAUUAUCAAACCGCUUCGUCCAGCAGUUACCGCCGUCAUGAAUAUUCCUCGCCUGCCAAAGAAAGAGAACGACGCUCUAGUCGCGAACGUGAAAAACAUCAUGAGAAAAGCAAGAAAAAGCGUAAGCACAAGCAUCAUUCACGCAGCAGAAGCAAUAGUCAAAGUCACAGUCGUCAUGAGCGCAAACAUGAACGGGAACGUAGUGGUCACACUAAAAGUCGUGAUGACUACGAAGAACGCAGAUAUCGGUAGAUAUGUUUAUUCAUAUAUAUGAAUAUUCAUAUGCAAAACUAGUUAAAAACAAUUUAUUAUUUAAACUAUUCAACAUGAA